Molecule: messenger RNA, 1194 nt
Organism: Talaromyces stipitatus ATCC 10500
Lineage: Eukaryota; Fungi; Ascomycota; Eurotiomycetes; Eurotiales; Trichocomaceae
Product: NADPH dehydrogenase, putative
Exons: 2
Coding region: 1-1194 (397 amino acids)
Molecular function (GO): oxidoreductase activity; FMN binding
Source: RefSeq, a predicted model, not a curated record
AUGCUGAAAAUGGGUUCAACGGGCCCAGGAAUACUUCAAACGCCCUAUACAUCACGGUCCCUGAAUCUUACUCACCGUGUCGUUCUAGUUCCGAUGACUCGGAUGCGAGCAUCUGACGAAACAGGAAUUCCCAAUGAAUCUGCGGCCAUAUACUACGCAGAGCGCACCAUACCUGGAUCUCUCCUGAUUUCUGAGGGAACUGUAGUGCAUCCACGUGGCAAGGGCUUUCCCCAGACACCUGGCAUAUGGACACACGAACAGGCCUUGACCUGGAAACCGAUUACAGAUGCCGUUCACAAGGCAGGAGGAAUAUUCUUUGUUCAGUUGUGGCACGUUGGUCGAGUAUCAGUGCCCUCACAAACAGGGGGUUUGCCUCCGUUUAGUUCCACUGCUGCACACCUACCGGGUGAACAUAUCUUAUUCGGGGAUGAUAACGGCACUGAGUCGUAUGUCGACUCACAUCCUAUGACUAUACAAGAUAUAAAGGAUGUAGUAGGCCAGUUUGCUCAUGCAGCAAAGCUGGCAGUUGAAGUUGCAGGAUUCGAUGGCGUUGAAAUCCAUGGUGCUAAUGGGUAUCUGCUGGAUUCGUUCGUUCAUGAUAAUAUCAAUACUCGUACUGAUGAGUACGGUGGCCCAAUAGAGGCGAGACUCAAGUUUCCAUUGGAAGUGGUAGAUGCAGUCAUUGCGGCUGUGGGCAGUGAGAAGACAGCAAUUCGAUUGGCACCAUAUCAUGUACUACAGGAGACGAAUGAUAGUGAUCGAAUAGGGACUUUCUCGGUGUUUUGCGCGCUUUUGGAAAAGAGAAACCUCGCAUACGUGCACAUUGUUGAGCCUAGAUACGACCAAUUGAGUCAGGAAGGCGCUUUUUCUGGGAAUAUCAUGAGACGAAGUGAGACUUUAGAUACCUCAACUGCAGCUUCUGCGUCUAUUUGGCCAUUCAGACGUCUUCUGAAGACUACAACGGUUAUUGGAGCUGGAGGAUACGAUGGGACAUCAGCCGCCCAAGCUAUUGAGGAAGGUCAAGUCGAUUUGGUCGCGUUUGGAAGAUAUUUCACCUCCAACCCAGACCUGCCCGAACGGCUAUUCAAUGAGCAUCCUUUGACUAAGUAUCAUCGUCCUACCUUUUAUACUUCUGGCAUGGAUGGAUACCUAGGAUGGCCUCGUUGGAACGAGGAAAUUGCUGGCCGUCAAUAA